AUGUUCUGGUUCCACGUUACAAUUCUGGCACUGUGCUCCCUGCAGUUCGUGUCUGCUCAAUUCCCGUUCUUUGGUAACAUGUUUGGGCAUCACCAGCAGCAACAGCAACAGCAACCUUCUGGAUCGCAGUGGCUGGCUUUCGCGGAUGGGACGCCAUGCUCCAACUACUUGUGCCCAGACACUCUGAAGUGUGUCGCCGCGCCCGCGGAUUGUCCCUGUCCAUCGGUGGAGGAUGUGAAGUGCGUGAUCGAAGAUAAAGAAACUGGCGAGGGGACGGUGCUCUGCACGCGGGGUGUUCUCUGUGUGAUCAACUCCAUCAUCGCACUUUCACCAUCACGCGUUCUGGAGGAAAUAUGUUUCCCGGUGGAAUGA
This is a messenger RNA of Peniophora sp. CBMAI 1063, 372 nucleotides long. Lineage: Eukaryota; Fungi; Basidiomycota; Agaricomycetes; Russulales; Peniophoraceae. The record is from the annotation of a GenBank genome assembly.